GUGUUCUUCACAAGUCAAGGUGUGUAUAUCAUAAUCAUAGGAAAAAAAAAGAUUGCUACCAUAUCAAGAGAGAAAGAUCAACUCGUGCUUUCUCACUCUUCACUCCUCACUCCUGUUAUGCUCUGAUUCUGUGUGUCUGCAAUUGCUUCAUUUAUCUGGGUAUUUGGGCCUAAAUAGCAAAGUCAAUAUAUCUAAGAAAAAAGAUGAUCACCAACCGUCUCCUUCUAUCCACUCUCAGAAGCUUCACCCAGACUGGUACAUACAUAAAACAUGUUGCAGCUUGUAGAAGUUCGCAGGAACAUUUGAUUUGGUCUCCCUCACUGGCCAGAUGGAAUAGUACAGAUACAGCAACUGAGUUAGAUUUUAAAGGGUAUAAAGGGCAUGAUAUGUUGGCACCUUUCACCGCUGGGUGGCAGACUACUGAUUUGCAUCCUUUAGUCAUAGAUAAAUCUGAGGGUUGCUAUGUUUAUGACAGCAAUGGUAACAAGUAUCUUGAUGCUCUUGCUGGUUUAUGGUGCACUGCAUUAGGGGGAAAUGAACCUCGUCUUGUCAAAGCUGCAACUGAACAACUGAAUACCUUGCCAUUUUACCACUCCUUUUGGAAUCGUACUACACGACCUUCUUUGGAUCUUGCAAAGGAACUUCUACAAACAUUUACAGCAUCUAAAAUGGCAAAAGCCUUCUUUACAAAUAGUGGGUCAGAAGCCAAUGAUACUCAGGUGAAGUUGGUUUGGUAUUACAACAAUGCACUUGGAAGACCAAAUAAGAAGAAAUUUAUUGCUCGAGAAAAAUCAUACCAUGGAUCAACUCUUAUAGCAGCCAGUCUUUCUGGCCUUCCAGCUCUACAUCAAAAAUUUGAUCUGCCAGCUCCAUUUGUAUUGCAUACUGACUGCCCUCACUACUGGCGCUAUCAUCUUCCUGGUGAGACGGAAGAGGAGUUCUCUACCAGGUUAGCCAAUAAUUUGGAGAAUCUUAUCCUCAAAGAGGGUCCUGAGACGAUUGCUGCAUUCAUUGCGGAACCAGUCAUGGGAGCAGGUGGUGUGAUACCUCCUCCUGCCACUUAUUUUGACAAAAUUCAAGUGGUAGUGAAAAAAUAUGACAUUCUUUUUGUUGCAGAUGAGGUAAUCUGUGCAUUUGGAAGGCUUGGAACAACAUAUGGUUGUGAUAAGUACAACAUCAAACCAGACCUUGUUACCAUUGCAAAGGCUCUUUCUUCUGGAUAUAUGCCGAUUGGAGCUGUUCUUGUGAGCCCUGAAAUUUCGGAUGUUAUAUAUUCUCAAAGCAACAAACUUGGUUCUUUCUCUCAUGGAUUUACUUACUCUGGUCACCCUGUAUCAUGUGCUGUUGCUCUGGAAGCACUCAAGAUCUACAAGGAACGAAAUAUUGUUGAACGUGUGAAGAGCAUUUCCCCAAGGUUUCAAGAUGGUAUAAAAGCAUUUUCCGACAGUCCCAUCAUUGGAGAGAUUCGGGGAACUGGCUUGAUUCUUGGGACUGAGUUUACAGAUUCAAAAUCACCAAAUGAUCCAUUCCCUCCUGAAUGGGGGAUAGGUGCGUAUUUUGGAGCAGAGUGCCAGAAGCUUGGAAUGUUGGUUCGUGUUGCUGGUGAUAAUAUAAUGAUGUCUCCUCCGUUUAUAAUGACCCUUGACGAAGUUGAUGAGUUAAUAAGCAAAUAUGGGAAAGCAUUAAAGGCUACUGAAGAAAGAGUGAAGGAACUCAAGUCUCAGCAGAAGUAACUCUUCUAGUCCCUAGUCUCUCAGCAGGAGGAGGAGCAGUUGACGAAGAAAGUGGGUGAUAAUGGAAAGUGGGUGAUAAUGGCGAUAAUUUCAAUGGCUCAUGUAAAGAGAGAGAUCAAAUAAAAUUGUGGUUUUUUUUUAUUUUAUUUUUUUCACCAAAUAAAAUCGUUCUGCUGUUGACAUUAGAAUCACUUUCAGUUUUAGUGUUUGUUUCUCAGGUGUUGUUUGAUAAGACUGAAAAUUAAGGACUGAAAAUUUCAAAUACUUAAGCGUUGAAACUUUAAGCACAUUUUAAUUUUAAGUGCUUAUAUACAAAAGCUGAAA
Cornus florida is the source of this 2057-nucleotide messenger RNA. RefSeq names its product gamma aminobutyrate transaminase 3, chloroplastic. NCBI's taxonomy places the organism in Eukaryota, Viridiplantae, Streptophyta, Magnoliopsida, Cornales, Cornaceae. Bases 204 to 1733 code for a protein of 509 amino acids. Gene Ontology annotation, molecular function: pyridoxal phosphate binding; S-adenosyl-L-methionine:8-amino-7-oxononanoate transaminase activity. The record is from RefSeq and is a predicted model, not a curated record. The transcript has 19 exons. Gene Ontology annotation, biological process: biotin biosynthetic process.